Molecule: messenger RNA, 3162 nt
Organism: Ahaetulla prasina
Lineage: Eukaryota; Metazoa; Chordata; Lepidosauria; Squamata; Colubridae
Gene: HIPK4
Product: homeodomain interacting protein kinase 4
Exons: 1
Coding region: 1-1713 (570 amino acids)
Biological process (GO): peptidyl-threonine phosphorylation; peptidyl-serine phosphorylation
Cellular component (GO): cytoplasm; nucleus
Molecular function (GO): protein serine/threonine kinase activity; ATP binding; protein tyrosine kinase activity
Source: RefSeq, a predicted model, not a curated record
AUGGUCACAAUCGAGUCAGAGUCCGAUUUCUAUGACGUCUUUGAGAUUCUGGGGAAGGGCACAUUUGGGGAGGUUGUGAAGAGCUGGAAACGGAGCACUGGGGAGAUGGUCGCCAUAAAAAUCUUGAAGAAUGACUCGUACCGCAGCAGGAUCAUCAAGAAUGAGCUGAAGCUGCUGCAGACCAUGUCCCAGGUGGACUCCGAGGAGUCUCACAUCGUCCAGUUCCAUGAGUUCUUCCAUGACGAGCUCAAGUUCUACCUGGUCUUUGAGCUCCUGGAGCAAAACCUCUUCGACUUCCAGAAAGAGCACAACUUCUCCUCGUUGCCGGUCCGGCACAUCCGCACAGUGACCACACAGGUGCUGAGAGCCCUGGCCAAGUUGAAAGAGCUGUCAAUCAUCCAUGCUGAUCUAAAGCCAGAGAACAUCAUGUUGGUGGACCAGGUGAGGUACCCUUUCCGGGUCAAGGUGAUUGAUUUUGGAUCAGCCAGCAUCUUCAACGAAGUGCGCUAUGUCAAAGAGCCUUACAUCCAGUCCCGAUUCUACCGGGCCCCAGAAAUCUUGCUGGGGCUGCCGUUCUGUGAGAAGCUGGACAUGUGGUCCCUGGGCUGCGUGAUGGCUGAGCUGCACCUCGGUUGGCCCCUCUACCCCGGGAACAAUGAGUACGACCAGAUCCGGUACAUCUGCGAGACCCAAGGCAUGCCUAGGCCCGCCCUCCUGAAUGCAGCCCGAAAGGCCCACCUCUUCUUCAAGAGGAGCCAGCACGCCGAGGUGGUGAACUCCUGGCAGCUGAAAACCCCGGCAGAGUAUCUGGCUGACACCAAAGUGAAGUCUGUGGAGAGGAGAAAGUAUGUGCUCAAGUCCCUGGACCAGAUGGAGACGGUGAACGUCCACAAGAUGAUCUACCCAGACACAGAAGCCCUGGCUGAAUACUUUGACCUCCGGAGCAUGGUGGAGCUCAUCAAACGCAUGCUGACAUGGGACUCUCACGAGCGCAUCACCCCCAAUGCAGCCCUGAAACACCCCUAUAUUUCAACCCAACCCCUGAAGCAGAACUACGACCUCACCCAGUACUACCAGUUCUGCCUGAGGAGCCUCCGGGAGUCGCUGCCCAGCCACGGCAAGGCUUCCGAGGAGGAAACGCAACAUUACAGCGCCAUGGACGAGGACCGCUUCUACAGUCGGGAUGAAAAUGCCCACGGCAUCCAGGGCACCACUAGCCAGAUGGACGAGCUCAGCAUUGCCGAAGCCAGCCGGGAGGUGCCCCUAAAGGUGUGGGGUGAAGGGCCCAGCGGGGGAGGCUAUGAUCCCCACCCGGACCCGGCUGAGGCGGUGGCAAAUCGGCACAGAGUAGCCCACCAGAGUCUCCGGCUGCGCCAUGAGCAGGCACAGCAGGAGCCCAUUCCAGCCUACUACCGAAGCCGGCCCGGCAGCCCCAGACACCACAAGGCUUCUCACCACGUGAAGCCAGACCCUACCUUUGAGAACCUGAUUCUUCUGGGGCAGUACACCCCAGAAGACCCCUCCAGCUGGGAGAAGGAGAGCAAUGCCAGCGCCGCUUCCUUGCCAGAGUCCGGUGCCCGGGAGGAGGCGAGCUACCCCAAAGGCCUGGUCCUCUCACCCACCACACAGGUAACAAGGAUGGUCAAAGGAGGCCAUAUAUUAGGAAGGGGGCUGGACUUCAUGAAAUCACAAAGGAUAGAAGGUGCCCCCUGAGCCGAUUGGUGGCAUAACAAGGGAGUAUAGGCAAUGGCUGGUGUAGGUGGCAUGAAUGGGGCCUCAGAAGAGGAUUGAGUCAGACAUGGGAGGUGUGGUACCCCCCUCCACACCAAUACUGUCGCUCUGAGGAUUGGCUCUCUCCUUUUUCCUAGGCCACCCAUGAAGCUGCCUCAGUAGUCCAAGUUCACAGCAAUCUUUCGCAUGUGCUCGCACCUUCCCUGAGCAACGUCUCUGGGGAAGAAUGCUCAGUCCCGCCCCAUCCUUGCAGGUCCAGCUCAGGAGCCCAUCACCAAAGCCAAGAGGGCCCACUGGCUGUCCUAGCCCGCAACCAGUCGGCCUCCUCCCAUCCCGGGUGGGCUUACAAGGAGUUAUGGGAGCCGUGGCAGGCUGCAAAAGCAAUAACAGAAUCUGCACAUUCCAGGCUCAGCAUGGACACCCACCUCGGAGAAAAGGAACAUAACUACCCUGAGGGGGUCUUUUGUUGGAUUGUUCAUGCACACACACCUAUCCAUGGCCUUUGUAGCUCUCAUCUUCCAUGAAGCUUGGCAAAGUUCUCUCUGCCCAGCCCAGCCCAGCCCUCCCUAGUUUGCAGAGGGGUGGGUGGGUAGAAACCAAUCAAUUUUGGCAAGACUGUGAAGAAGAGGAAUACGAUGCAAAAACCCUUCCAAGAACCCAAGCACCCCCAGCACCUUCCCGGGCCCCCUCCCCCAGUAAUGCUCUGUUUCUCUUUGGCAGCAGGGACAGUCAGAGGUCUUUGAACCGGCCGUGCCACUGCCUGGGCCAAACCCCUGGCUAUCCAGUGAGGAGUGGCUGGCCGAACACGGCAUGGAAAGAGUCCCACUCAAGGCCGUGCUGCACGCCCCCCGGAACCGUCACCAGCUGCAGCCCUACCUGCAACACGUUGCCAGCCACCACUAGCCCCGGACCCUUGGCCAGGAAGAGGGCAGGCACAGCGGAGAUGGCUCACCAAGGCUCGGACAGAUACCUUUCUAGACAUUAAAUAUAUAGACUGUUCCUCGCUGCCCAGCCCCAGUUACUUAAUAAACACCAUCUUGCUGUUACUGAGCUGUACAGAGCCCUGAGGGCAGGCCAAAGCAGACCCGGCGGGGGGGGGGAGGUGACGGAGUUGGGGGGCUCUGACCAACCACAGCCAGCCCACUGGUCUUUCCAGGAGCCGAGGGCAGCACACCCAGGCCACACUGACCCCCCUGAGUGUCCAGGUGGCACCUGACCUGUUGCAUCGUUAAUAAACUCAUUAUCAUUUACAGACUGCUUUGAGGGCAUGUUUGUCUAGGGACCCUCCACGCUUCCACCCUGACUUGCCUGCUGAACCCCACCCCCGCUUGUGACCUAAAAGCUUUGCUCCACAGGGAAUAUCAGCCUCCUCCCACGGAGAGCCUGGAAUCUUGCAGGGAGGGAGGGAGGGAGCCCAGGGCAGCAAGCAAG